Messenger RNA from Procambarus clarkii (red swamp crayfish), 2866 nucleotides. It is a transcript of the gene Oat, whose product is annotated as Ornithine aminotransferase precursor. Gene Ontology annotation, cellular component: cytoplasm. NCBI's taxonomy places the organism in Eukaryota, Metazoa, Arthropoda, Malacostraca, Decapoda, Cambaridae. The record is from RefSeq and is a predicted model, not a curated record. Gene Ontology annotation, molecular function: L-ornithine transaminase activity; identical protein binding; pyridoxal phosphate binding.
CAACCCUUCAACAACAACAACCUACGAGGCAAAUUUAAAAUUAAAUAUUCUGUGCUGUUGAGCACAACACACGCAACAACCUCGUCACAAACACAAAUAACGACAGAAAGGUCACAACUGCAAUGUUUAAGUGUUGACCACGUAGUAAGGAUGAUGCAAGUACUGAGAUCCUGGCAAGUGUUGAGUGGAGUAGCAAGACGAUCACUCAGUACCCAAGGGAGGUUGAAUGCCCAGGCGGAGACAAGGUCACGACAUGACAAGCCACCUGUCCCUGUUACUCCCCAGCAGUACAUGGACAGGGAAGAGAAGUUUGGUGCCCAUAACUACAAAUCACUCCCAGUUGUCAUCUCUCGAGCUAAGGGUGUUUUCAUGUGGGAUGUGGAGGGUAAACGGUACUUUGACUUCCUGAGUGCAUAUUCUGCCGUGAACCAGGGCCACUGUCAUCCCAAGAUCCUGGAGGCUCUGCAGCAGCAGGCAUCCACCCUCACCCUCACCUCCAGGGCCUUCUACAAUAAUAUACUGGGGGAGUACGAGGAAUAUGUUACUACGCUCCUUGGAUAUGAAAAGCUCCUUCCCGUGAACACAGGUGUGGAAGCAGGUGAAACAGCCUGCAAGUUAGCACGAAAAUGGGGGUACUUGGUGAAGGGAAUCCCCGAGAACCAGGCCAAAAUCAUCUUUGUAAACAACAACUUCUGGGGACGCACAAUCUCCGCCAUAUCCAGCUCAACUGACCCUGUUGCAUUUCGUGGAUUUGGCCCAUAUAUGCCUGGCUUCUCUCUCAUCCCUUAUGAUGAUUUGCAGGCACUUGAGGAGGCUGUGUCAGAUCCCACAGUGGCUGCUUUCAUGGUGGAACCCAUCCAGGGAGAAGCUGGAGUGAUUGUCCCUUCUGAUGGUUACCUCAGGGGUAUCCGGACAAUUUGUGAUCGUCAUAAUGUACUGUGGAUCGCAGACGAGAUCCAGACUGGUCUAGCACGCACAGGACGUCGCCUGGCAGUCGACUACGAAAAUGUCAAGCCAGACAUCCUCCUCCUUGGCAAGGCAUUAUCUGGUGGUGUCUACCCUGUGUCAGCUGCACUCGCAGAUGAUAAGGUUAUGCUGUGCAUCAAGCCUGGCGAGCACGGCUCCACCUAUGGUGGCAACCCCCUUGGCUGUAAGGUUGGGCUAGCAGCUUUGCAAGUGAUGGAGGAGGAGAACCUGGCAGAAAAUGCUGAGAAGAUGGGCAUUAUUUUACGCUCCGAGUUAUCAAAAUUACCAAAGGAAAUUGUUCCUGUUGUGCGAGGACGAGGACUACUGAAUGCCAUUGUUAUUAGUAAUAGGAUCGAUGCAUGGGAUGUAUGUUUACGCCUUAAACUUAAUGGAUUGCUGGCUAAACCGACACACGGAGACAUCGUCAGAUUUGCCCCACCACUGUGUAUCACAGAGGAAGAGCUAAGGGAGUGUAUUGAUAUUAUCAAGAAAACCAUCUUAUCGUUUUAACAGGUUUCACACGGAGUGUGCCAUUAAUGAUCCGAAGUUAAAGGAGAAAGUCACCUUUUAAUUGUUGCACAAUUUAUGAAACAAAUAUCAUUAUGAGCAAUCUCACAACACAUAUGCAGCUUAUUUGGUAGUUAUUUAUGUUCCCUUCAAAAUGGAAAACUUUCACUUGUGACAAGCUGGCACUUUAGUCUUUAAUUGUUUAUAGAAAAGAUGAUUUACCUUUUAUUGCAUUUUAUACUUAUACAAUAUUAAAUGUUAUUGUACAGUAUGCUUAAACUACAAUUAAGGAACUUUUCAUACAGGUAAUGUUCAUAUAAUGAAAACAGAGAGAAAAGAGAGUGGAAUAGUUUAUAUGGUUCCUAUAGUCUGGGAAUUAGGGACACAUUCUGGUGGCUGUGGAGGCUGUUUAUGCUCUCUGACUAGGAAGAGAGGGGAUAGGGUUAUAACAAUCUAGUGCUUUUUUGUUGGAGAUAAUCUACAUAUUCCAUUGUGGUCCCUGGCUGGAAAGACUUAUUUUCUGUCAAUAAAUCCAGUUAAAGCAUUUCCUACUUAGUGCAACUGUUAUACUAUACUACCAAUAUAUAACAUUAACUGUUGUACAUCAUUACAAGUAUUUUCACUAAUCAUAUGCAGCAAUUUUAUCACGGUAGUCCACUGUAAUCUUACUUCUUUAUCUUUAAUGGAACAUAUAACCAAGUGAUAUAACACACACCAACAAAAUAACAAUGCAGCUCUGGUUUCCUAAAUAUUAGGGUUAUGAUUUUUCCCAUUGGAUUUCAGAAAGUAAUGGUAGAAUGAUAUACAAUUUGAACAAGUGAUUUACAUUAUAUAAACAUUUGUAGAAGUAUGUAGAAGAGAAUAACAAAGCCUGAAUAACAGAACUCUUGUGGGAGUGUAUAUUUCAUGUUCAAGUUCUCCUAAAAACACAAUCCUUCAUGUUAAACAUUUCCUGGAUAAUAUAAUAUUUUCAUCCUUAAACUUAACAAUGGCCUACAAAAGUCUCCAAACAGGACUGAGUAGAUAUAUUUCACUAUCAAACCCCUGACAUCCUAUUCCUGCCACAGAUGCUAGUAUUUUUUAAAUAGUUUACAGGUCAUUCUUACAUUUUAUACAAUACUUUUUAAGAGUAAGAACAUAUUUAAUCUUUCAUUUUUUUUAGUAGAGAAUAUUACAUGUUGUUCCUUUACAUAGUACCUUGUACUGUACUUUUUUCUUUUAGCCUGUCUUAGUAUGUAUGAAGACUACUUAUAAAUUAGUAAAACAUGGACUGAUGUUGCAUUGUGUUAAUAUUUUAAUGUAAUUUCCAAUGCUGUGAUAUGUAAAUGUUUAUGAUUUUAUCCUACCUGUACCUGUACUAUGCAUUAUAAGUUUCAAUAAAACUAUCUUGUCA